Ficedula albicollis (Collared flycatcher) is the source of this 1355-nucleotide messenger RNA. It is a transcript of the gene RETREG3, whose product is annotated as family with sequence similarity 134 member C. The record is from RefSeq and is a predicted model, not a curated record. The transcript is spliced from 9 exons. Lineage: Eukaryota; Metazoa; Chordata; Aves; Passeriformes; Muscicapidae. The annotation marks the transcript as partial. Gene Ontology annotation, biological process: reticulophagy.
GGGGGGGGGCACGGCCUAUUCUGGUUCUUUGCUCUGACUUCCCUUCGUUUGCUGUUCCUGGUUGCAUUAAGCCUUAUAGUAGUAGUGUGUCUAGACCAGUGGAAACACAAAAUCUGGCCAGAAAUUGGUGUGGCAAGACCUGAUGAAUUAGACAAUGAGAGCUGGGGAUAUGUCCACCCUCGGCUGCUCGGAGUGCCAGAGCUCUGUCAUCAUUUGGCUGAAGGAUGGGUGACUGGGACCAACUUCUUAAGUAAUCUCUUCAUUUUCAAGAGGCAAAGUCCUGGCAAGUUUUGCCUUCUAGUGUGUGGAGUGUUCACUUUCCUGGCUGUCCUGGGCCGGUAUAUCCCUGGGCUCUUGCUCUCAUAUUUGCUGUUGCUCUGGGUCCUGCUGUGGCCCCUGGUCGUGUACCACAGGCUGGGGCAGCGCCUGUACCUGCGGCUGGAGCCCGUGCUGCAGCGGCUGGACUUCAGUGUGCGCGGAUAUGUGAUAGCCAGGCAGCGCGAGAGGCAGCUGCGUGCCCGGGCCCUUGGUCAGGAAGCCACGGACGAUGGGAGUGACAGCGAAGAGGAGCUGGCUGCCUUCUGCCCCAAGCUGGAUGACUCUGUGGUCGCCAAGGAACUGACCAUCUCUGACUCUGAGCAUUCAGAUGCUGAGGUUUCCUAUACUGAAAGUGGGAUGUUUAACCUUUCAAGGGGCCAGACACCCCUGACAGAGGGAUCAGAAGAGCUGGAUGGUCACAGUGACCCAGAAGAAUCUUUUGCCAGAGAUCUCCCUGACUUCCCUUCCAUAAACCCAGAAGCAGCCGGCAUAGAGGAUGAAGAUGACACCAGCAUUGGGAUCCCGAGCCUGGCGUACCGCCCACAGGGGACAGAGGAUUUGCAGCUCCCAUAUGAGCAGGAGGAAUUUAGCACAUUGCCAUCAGUGCAAAAUCUCACCAACAAUAUCACUGGCUUUGUCACCCGGGGCAUGAUCCAGCUGGCACUAUCAGGAGCCUCUCAGCCAGACUCCUCACGCAGCACCAAUCCCCAGAGAGGGGCAAAAACUCACCUCAGAGCAGCCAGUUUGGACUUGGACACUGACGCUGAAGGGGAUGACUUUGAACUGCUGGAUCAGUCCGAGCUGAACCAGCUGGAUCCCACUGGCUCCCGGGGCCAGUAAACCAUCCUGUCACUUCCCUCUGGUUUUCUGUUGUGUAUCAUGGAGGGAAUCCUAGAAGGAGAAGCCUUGCACAGUUCUCUCAAUCGUCUCCUGUGAGUCUGAGUGAUGUGACAGCCAGUCCUGGCUGGGUACACCACUGUGACUUGUGACUCUGUAGCCUUGCUUGGAUUUUAAAAUAAAGGACACUGGCAAUCUGU